AGCAGCAGAAAGAGAAGUGUGUGAUGCAGUGACUUUAUAAACUCCGAGCCCCACACACUGGGUUACCAGUCUGAAAGAAAGUGGUCAAGGGAAAUCUAAGGAAAUCCAAGACUUGACAGUUGUACACGAUCCUCUAAGAUGUGCCGUCAUAUUGACUGAUAUGGCUUUAAUUUAACAGUAAGGGGACAUUUUGUUCAUGCCUGUCACCACAGCUGAUCCAAGGAGAGUACUACCCCUGAAAAAACACUAAAACAGUAUGGGCUUGCUGAGUAUUUCCACUGAUAACUCAGAUGUUCAAGAACCAGAGCUGUACUCUGAUUAGGGCCAGUCACAGCAUGUUUAGGUUCUGCAUCAAUUGAAUUGUUAGAUUUUUGGCUUGCUCUCCUUUUUCAGUGGUCAGAAUGUGGUACCAGGCUCUGUUUUAUGACCUGAAGUUUAAAGCAGUCUGAGUAGCAUCAUUUUCACAUAUUUACACUUUCAAGCAUUAUAGGAUGCUUAACACACAGGAAUGUCAAGCCAUUCAGCAGAAGAGGUGUCAGUGCCAUUUGCUUUGCAGUUUCUUUCGUGGGUUUUUUUUCUGUUUUUGAGCACUGUUGUUGUAUAUUGUGAUCCUGAAUGUAAGAUGGGUUGGAAACUGGAAAUGUGGGGUACAAUCAGAAACAGUCUAGAGUGGGGUUAACAGGGGUUGAUGGUCUGAAGACUGACAUUAGUACUGAUAUGAUGCAUUUAAAACUACCACACGAAUGUCUCUGUUGCUCUUAUUAGCAGGACAUCGUAAUAACACGACUAAAAAAUAUUUUAAGUUGAUUUUUCCAUUGGUCUAAGGAUUUGGUCAAUUUAGGCUGAAAGGACGAAUGUGUAAGAUUUAGUGGCAUUCGGCAGUUAAGGUGCUGAUUGCACACAACCAAAUGUGCCACACCUCACCCUUCCCUUCCAAGUGUGUACAAGAAAGUACUGUGACUGCUUAAAAUGCAAAAGGCUACCAGUGUUUGGUUUGUCUGUUCUGGGCUACUGUAGGAAGAUGGCAGAGGACCUGCCUUGUAGAUGCUCAUUGUAAGGUAAUGAAAACACAGAAAUUUGUACUUACAGAGGAUUAUACAUAACUAAAAAAUAAUUAGGAAUAUUUUAUUCAAUUUUUGCCAAUAGGUCCCUAUUGGACUGGACCUUUAAAAAGUGCCAUGAUCCAUGCUGUUGCCAUUGUGCAACUCAGACUUCUAACUCAUUUGUUGGAUUAAUUUAAAAUGUUAUUAUUUAUUCAGAUAUAUCACCUAGAGAAGCAGACACAAAUAUGUCUGCUUCUUUGGGAAGUACUUUCACCAAAGCUAGCCACCUUUAUUAUUGCAGCUUUUGACCUCAAUCUGUGUAGAAAAUAUCAUCACAGUCCAAUGACAUUUAAACUCUGUGUAAGCUGGUAAUGCAACUAACAUUUCUGAGACUUAAGAUAAGAGAUUUAGUUAUUCUUCAGGAGGAAAAUGAGGAAUUGUUUUAAGUAUUUAAACUCUUUCAGUGUGUCCUCCCUUUAUUUUACUGUGCAAGCCAAAUAUUCCUAACCACAAUAUUGAUAUUUGCUAAAAGUAAAUUGACAUCUUCAUUGAUUUGAGUAAGAAAUGCUGCCUCUUUUUGUUUCUGUUCUGAAGAGUUUUUACUCUUUUUUACUUAAGUAAAAAAAGGGUUUUUUUUUGUGUGUGUGUAAAAGUUUGCAGUUUCUUGUUGUCAUCCAGAUGGUUGUAGCAAUUGUGACCACCAGAUGUGUGAUUGUGUUACAGCUUGUCAGAAAGAUUGCAGUUGGAAAGUUUUAGUUUGUGGCUUUUAUGUAACAUUUGCACUAUUUGUAAAGUUUGCAAAAUACAAAAUACCUUUACACAUCAUGCCGCAGUUCUUCUCAGUAAAUAUGGCGCCAUACAAUUCUACCAGUAUUUAAAACUAUCAAGAAUUUAUUUAUAUUAAAAGGCUGAUGAUAGUCACUUUAUACUGCAGAUGGCCACUAUUUUGUACUUUUUGAGGUCUUGAUUUUGUGUACAGUCAAGACUAUAUUAUGAAGGUAACUGCUCCCUGAAGCUCCAAACCUCAGGUGCCAUCAGAGAUCUACAUUAAUUGAAGACAGGAAAACCUGAGGCACAGGUGGUAGCAGAAUUAGUCAAGAAUCAACAACUGACUGAAGGAGCAGAGUUCACCAAGGAAACAUCCAUCCAUUCAUUCAUUAUCUAUACACCGCUUAAUCUUCAUUAGGGUAGCGAGGGACUGGAGUCUAUCCCAGCUGACUUAGGCUGAAGGCAUGGGACAUCUGGACAGGUCACCAGUCUAUCACAGGGCUACACAUAGAGACAAACAGUCACACUCACAUUCACACCUACAGACAAUUUUGAGUCACCAAUUAACCUCAGCAUGUUUUUGGACUGUUAGAGGAAGCCGGAGGAAACCCAUGCAAGCACAGGGAGAACAUGCAAACUCCAAAAUGACCCAAUAUUCAAAAUUUCUUGUUUUCAUGGAACCAAACAAUUUGAAGUUUUUCAUGGCUGUUUUGGGAUUUGUUUAGUAGUGCACCAAAGAGUGAUUCUUAAUGCAAUAUUUCACAAAUGUAUCGGGUGUCCGAAAACUUUUUUCCACCGCUGUACAAUAAGCCCAGGCACAGACAAUAAAGACACAGCAGGCAGAAUAGAAGUUUCAUGUUUUUGGGUUUGUUUUUUUUUGUACAAUCAGGUAAAUCACAGGAUUAAAGAGGAUGACAGAUAGACAUUGUGCAAUGGCGACGUCUGCAGGAAUGAUAGGGAACUACAAGAGCAAGAGUACUCAGACAGGGAAAGCUACGGAACCCCAGAAGGGACACUGGACUGAAAUGCAAACUACAAAUACUACACAGACUUAACCACAAGAAUCUAAGUUGAAAAGGCAGGGGAUCGAACCAGAACCGAGUAACACAGAGCUAGGAAAGUUAAGACGGGAUUGGUCUUCAGUAAACAGCAGACUGAAAUGUUCUCACUGAUGAGUCACUGUCAAAAACAAAAGAGCACCAAAGAUGUCAGAGGAAUCUGACUGCGGUGAACGUGGAGCAAAGUGGAUAGAUGUAACAGACGACCACUUUAAAACCAUUGUUACUACAGGAAACUCUCUCUUUCAAUGUCUUCCUGUAAUCUAAGACAGUCCUCAACGCAGCCAGAGAGAAUACUUUCUCUGGUUAACAGCAUUCUCCAAGUCCGCCCUCUGACACACUUAUGUAGAUUUGGUAGCAGUUUCGUGUACACCUAUUCCAAUAUGCUUGGAUGUUUUCCUGUAAAGUCAAGCUAUCUUGACUGCAGCAAGUUCGGGAAUUACAGAAUGACAAAAGAGUAUGUGUUGUUGCAUCAGAUCACUGUAUGAGGAGUAGAUAUUUGUUGUGAUUCACAAGACAAAUGUGCUUUCACAACAGACAGAACCAUCCAAUCAGCUCUAACAAGGCCUGAACAGGCAAUCUACAGACAAUCAAUGACAUUCUUGGCUUCAGAUGCAGGUGCUUAAAGGGCCAGUAACAAUGUAACAUUGGUUUUAAACCAAAAGUAAACUAAUUUAUGACUGAGUACUUAAUUAAUUACAAGGAGCAAUUAAAGGACACAUUUUACCAUUUCAAGAAUCAAGAGUCUUUAUUGUCAUUGUGUUUCCACACAACGAAAUUACGAUUGGUGACUCCCAGCUAUAGAUAAAAAUAGAAAAUGACACACUAUAUACAAAUGAAAUUAAAAAAAAAUUUAAAUCCUCAAAAAUAUAAAUAUGUAAACAGAGUUAGUGCACAUGAUCCGUAGGGUGAGUUUGUUCUGGAUUUAAGGUUAUUUGUGUUCAAAAGAGUUGUGAAGUGAUCUGAAAGAGACAGGGAGGAGUUACAGUUUACUGUAAAUUAGCAUGCAGGAAAAUUCUAAGUCAAACAGUAGCAAAUUGCACAUUACAACAGAAGUGGACAACAUGUGUUGAGACACCAGCACAUGUUGUCCACACCAGUACAAGUGUGGAGAGUGACAGCACAGAAAGCUGAGUGAUGGGACUUGCACAGUCUGACUGCAGGGGGAAAGCUAUGCCUAACUGACACCUGUGGAUACUUGUUGGGGACGUAAUUAUGUCACACUCAGCUUUAGGUCAAGUUUGCAAUACUGGCAUGUGAGCUUUCGCUUCAUUUGUGGGUGUUUUAACCCAGAGUUCGCUUUACUGAUUGAGCAGUAGAGCGCGGUGCACCUGUGGAUGCAUUCUCCAUCCAGCCAUUGGAACCCAGAUUUCACUGACGCAGCUGAGACACACCUACAGAAAAUUUAACCACAGCAUGUUAUUGGACUGUGGGAGGAAGCCAGAGUACCUGGAAAAAACCCAAGCAUGCACAUGGAGAACAUGCGAACUCCAUGCAGAAAGAUCCCAGGAAGGUGGGACAUGAACCAGGGGUCUUCUUAAUAAGCAGAUUACAAGUGUUUGGAUUAAAACUAAUGCUUCUGAUUAAGCCUGAAGGAAAAAAACAUGAGUCAACAUUUCAACAUUUAAUAAUACCCCUUGAUAAACGGAAAUUUUUUCCAAAAUUCGAUGAUUUCAGCACUUCUAAAAAUAAGCAAUCGCAGAAAGAGGAUGCAAGAAAGUCUUGGCUAAUACUGAAAUGAAGUGAUUCAUAAGGUAGAAGAAUUUAAGAACUUUUAGUCCUGGCAUGGAUAGCUUUCAACUUGUGAACUCUGAAACCUUCAACAUAAUAGUUAGUGGUAGGGGGCCAAAUACUGUAUUUAAAAAUGUGUCUUUUAGCGCUGUUUUUAGGGGAGAAUAAGUAUCUACUCAAAGACAGAUACUUCUGAGGGUUCAAGAAAUGCUGCUGUGAGGGUCUUGAUGAUGACUGGUUAACCUCAGAAAGGACAAGUACCAUUUUUCUGCUCUCUUCGCUAUGUAAUAGUCUUCUCUCAAACAUCACCAUCAUCAACUCAGAACUCACCAUACAGUAUAGGCAAACAUAAUAAAUUCAUGUUAGCUUUUCAGUGUGUGGAUACAACAAGAACUAUAAUUUCUUGGAGUUUUCCUGCGUUUAUUAGGGUCAGUGUAUUACUUCUUUUGCUUUCAGUUUAAUUUUGGCAGUGGUCGGGGUUCUAUUGUUUUCUUGGAAAGAGCAAUAACAGCGGUGGCAGAGACCGGAACUUAAUGAGUCUGACGAGUGUGGGUGUUUUUUCCAGAGGAGGAGGACUCAUUUCAACACAAAUUCCUCACAGCCAAAUCAGAAGUGGAUGUAAACAACCUCUAACUGAUGUCAUUUAGAGGAACCAACUGACAGGCUGGAUAUCAGAACUGAGCGACCCCACAGGUCACUGUUAUGAGCUGGAGUUGUAGGAACCGCAACCAUGGCUGUCUGGAACAGUAGCUUGCGGUCUGUCAGGUCCACUUUCGUCAUAUUGUGGAUGUUGAUGUGGAAUGCUAGUUGUGACGUACAGCUUCAAGGAGAGGAGGAAGAGAUUUUUCAUUCUGACAUACAGACCAAACUGGGAUGGACCUCUGAACCCCCCAGGAAAUGGAAAGAAAUUAAGCUACCAGUUGGUACAGAUGGGACUACUGUACCUGUGCUCCAAGCUUGUGAAAAUAAAAUAAAGCAAACUAUUUUAAGCCCGUGGAUGGAACGUAAAGAUGCCCAUUACCUACUGAUGGAUAUUUCAAUUGCCCAAGAAGAGGAGUCAUCGGGUCAGCUCAACUCAGUGCAAGUUUACUGUUUUGAUUCAGACACCCCGAUCACAAAAUUUCGGAAUAGCGAGCCAGUCCUGAGCAUCCAAACCUCCAAGCUGCUCCCAGAUGGAGUCCACCACAAUCAAAUGUCCAACUACCUAAAUCGCAGCCUGGCCUUGAAUGUCUGCUCACUCAGCCGCAGAGGCUUCCAGAUCGCCUUCUCCUUUUCAGGAGCGUGUGUGUUUUUGACCUCCAUCAGACUGUACUACAGGAGGUGCCCUGACAUUGUUUCUGAUCUGGUCUCAUUUGGGGGUAUGGCUGCUGGGUCGGAGCCUCUGUCUGGUUCUUGCGUGGAGGGAGCUGUUGAGGUUUCUCCUCCUUUAAGGGAGUGUAACAUGAAUGGAGUGUGGAUGCCACUGCAGGGUGGGUGCACUUGUAAAACCGGGCAUCAAGUCAUGAAUGACACCUGCGAAGCCUGUAAGAUGGGUUACUACAAAGCAGCCAAUGAGAGUGCAGGAUGCCAGCUGUGUCCAAGGAAUACAGGGACCCAAAAGGAGGGAUCAGAGAGGUGUGACUGCCUACAAGGUUUCAGCCGUUUGCCAAGUGACCCCCAUGACCUCGGCUGCACCAAGCCACCUUCUGCUCCUGUGAAUCUAACAGCUCGCCAUCAUAAUGACUCUGUGCUAACGGUGACGUGGGACCCUCCUCAUGACAGGGGAGGCAGACAGGAAGUGAAGUAUCAUGUGAAGUGUGAGAAGGAAGCUGACGCCGGCAGCCAGUGGGAGGCGUGUGGAAGUGAUGUGAUUUUUCUGCCAUACUCAGCAGAACUGACCAACACAUCAGUCAAGAUCAUGGGACUGAACCCGCAGCGCGACUACAGAUUGUCAGUGCAAGCCUCCAACGACAUAUCCAUCCUCCAGGGGGCACCGCAUUUAUCCACUGCAGCUAUUACCAUUCACAGAUGUAUGUAAGCAGUAAUGUCAACAUAUUGUGUAGCCUGUGGGCCUAUAGCACUAAACCAAAACAGCUCUGUCUCGCUCUUUUCCAUUUAGUCUUCUAUCAGUGAAGAGGACAUGGUUUGUCCCAGACAGCUGGUAUCAUAAAGGUGGUUAUCACCUAGAUCUGUUAGCUUUGUGUGCAGGUUGUUGCUAGAGGUACGGACCCGUACCCGUAGCCUGUGGACUACGGAUACGGCACUUGCCAUUUGCCAAUCAGAUACGCGAGAUCUGGUCACGUGACUCCCGGUAGACGCUAGCGGUACGGACCGUAGCAUC
Messenger RNA from Acanthochromis polyacanthus (spiny chromis), 6920 nucleotides. RefSeq names its product ephrin type-A receptor 7-like. The record is from RefSeq and is a predicted model, not a curated record. Gene Ontology annotation, cellular component: neuron projection. Gene Ontology annotation, molecular function: transmembrane-ephrin receptor activity; protein binding. Gene Ontology annotation, biological process: axon guidance. The transcript has 5 exons. Lineage: Eukaryota; Metazoa; Chordata; Actinopteri; Pomacentridae. The coding region runs from base 5331 to 6617 and encodes 428 amino acids.